UGGUUUGGUUUUUUUUAAUGUCUGUAGCUGCUAGGUGGUUGAAUAUAUUUAUCCGAAGCAAUGUGCUAUGCAAAAAAUGGUUCCAACAUUCCUGUGCCCUCCAGCGCACAAGGAAAACUGGUGGUGCCUGAAGGAGCCCUGAUAACACGGCGCAUUCUGUGGCCACUGCGUGACAAGCAGCUGAGCACUUCAGGUCCCCAGUCCAAUGUCUAACUCAUCAGUUCUCUACAUCUGCCUUGUCCCUCACGCUGUGCAGAGAUCUGUUUGUACCCCAGCCCUUGAAACUUUACUGUGCCUUCUGUAUGACCUGCCAUUUUCACCUGGGAACAUAAGGGCUCCAGAAUCAGCUAGAUGAGUUGAGGACUUCCAGGGAUUUAAAUCCUACACUAGGAUGGACACUUCUGGGAACAGGGGGAUUCUCCACUGCUGGGCACGAGGCCGUGAGAACACCGCUACCCUUUCAGAAGCAGCAGCUUCAGUAUCUUGGAAUCUUGGGCUGUGGGCGAAGGCGAUGCUGAGUUUCAAGCACCAAGAAACGGAUUGAUGCAAAAGGAUGCCUGACGUUCCGUUCGAAGCGCUGGAAACAAUCGUGCUUUCCUCUGCUCCGGCUGAAGGGCGUACGCUCCGUCACCGGUCAGGUUCGCCGCGGAAGGAGUUUCGGGAUGCGAAUUGUUGGAGCGUUUACCGGGUGGCUCCGCCUCAGACUGAAACGGCGAGAGGCCGCUCAGCUUUCCCGGCCGCCCCCCCACCAGCGGCUCCCUUUGCCGUUCCGAGGGGCGGCCCCGGGCUCCCGGCGCCGGCACUGCGCAGGCGCCCGCCGGGGGGGCGGGGCUGCGGGCCGCCUCGCCGCGCGGCCUGACGCAAAGAAGAUGGCGGCGCCCGUGUACCCGGCCUGGGUCACCCGCUGGGUCUCCGGGCAGUGGCGGCAGAAGAAGCGGCCCCCGGUUAUCCGCCCCACCCGGCCGCUGGUGCUGGGCAACAAGGUAGCGAACCGCAGGGAGCAGGCGGGAGAGGCAACGUGCAUUACGGAGAUGUCAGUAAUGAUGGCCUGCUGGAAACAGAAUGAGUUCAACGAUACAGCUUGUGCCGAGGAGAUCCGGAUGUUCCAUGACUGCGUGGCAAAGGCAGAAAAGGAGCGCAAGGAUCAAAAUGUGGACACCCUGUCACCCAAGGGAAACUUAACUUCAAACAAAGUGAACAAGCUCCUGAGAAGGUUUCCUCAGAUCACGCGUUAUGUAUAAAGUGGUUUACUAAAGGGACUGUGGACAAGCAAUUAAAUUUGGAGUCUUUGGCAAAAAAGUACAAAGUAGACUCGAGUGAGUGUUUGAUGUCAGGUGGUAUCUGUCAGCACUGCUGUAUGGAUCUUGACCACACCUUUGGUUCCAGAGCGAAAAACACCCACCUUCACCAUGAGCUGACUUCGGUCAUGAAGUUCUUGGGUCUUGUGGUCAUAGGAUUUCUGCAGUGUGCUGUUUAACUAGCCACAGUGUGGACUUGGGUCAUCACUAUGAAAUAAAAUCUUCUAGGAAUGCAUGUAAAUGCCUUUCCUAACAGUUAGGGGGUGACUUUUCCUCAUGUAUAAGCUUCCUGCCUAAAUUCUGAGCUGCUAUCAAAAAGUGCUCAGACCUAGACAUUGAGACAACUUAAAAUGUGAUAGUAAUCUCAUGACUCGUACUCCUAAAUGUAUGUAUACACGAUCUGGUUCCUCUUGAAAUUUUUUAAAUUCCUGUUGCUGUACAAGAAAGCUGUAGAGUGAGGAAGGAAUCUCCAGCAAAAUACCUCGUUAAUACACAAUACAUUGGUAAGGAUCAAAUAGAGCUUUAACAUAGAAGCUUGUGUUUUAGGCCUUCCAAUUUGCAGGUGGGACAGAUAUGGUGCCAUGUCAGAUGCAUUAUAUUGUCUGUACUAUAAUAAAAUAAUGCAAGACUCUU
Tyto alba (common barn owl) is the source of this 1931-nucleotide messenger RNA. It is a transcript of the gene CHCHD1, whose product is annotated as coiled-coil-helix-coiled-coil-helix domain containing 1. The transcript has 3 exons. Gene Ontology annotation, biological process: mitochondrial translation. NCBI's taxonomy places the organism in Eukaryota, Metazoa, Chordata, Aves, Strigiformes, Tytonidae. Gene Ontology annotation, molecular function: RNA binding. The record is from RefSeq and is a predicted model, not a curated record. Gene Ontology annotation, cellular component: mitochondrial ribosome; nucleoplasm; mitochondrion. Bases 663 to 1241 code for a protein of 192 amino acids.